CUCGACUUUCGUACGUGUAACAGGUUGUAACAUUGUUUCUCGUUCAUUGUUUUGCCAAGUGACGGCACUUUGAAGGAAUUCACCGUUCAAACAAACCGAGAUCCAUACUUCGGCUGCUCUCCGAGUCGUUCGCAACAUUUCUUUUUUGAGAGAUUAACCGAAACUUUGUGAACUUUUCCUCAUUUUCAAUUCAACUUGUAACCAGUGAUCAGUAGCACAACUGAUACCGUGAUAGUGGUAUUCGCAGUGUAUAGACAAAGCAUCUGCAUAUUUAGUUUUUCGGCGAGAACAUUCUGUAAAAAAGUAGGACGUCCGGCUUUAUAUAGCGUUUGAUGGACUAUUAAGUUGAUAUAUACGUUGGUUACCAAUAAUGGAGCCGGUAGUAACUGUGAGACAGGGAAGAUUGAAGGGUUGCGUCCAGAAGAGUACCGUAGGGACCAAGUACCUAGCUUUUUUUGGGAUACCUUAUGCAACCCCACCUGUUGGUGACCUCAGAUUUAAGGAUCCAAAACCGCCUGAAAGAUGGCAAGGCAUAAAGGACUGCAUGAGACGCGGUGUAAAUGUGUGUCCGCAAAGAUUAGAGUUUCCGCCCUACGAAAUUAUUGGCAGUGAGAAUUGCCUGUUUCUGAAUGUUUACACAAAUUCCCUUUCCUCGAAGAAGCCAGUAAUGUUCUGGAUCCAUGGCGGUUCGUUCAUUGGAGGAGCCGGAAGCUUUGCGACUUGGGGGCCUGAUUACUUCAUGCCAAAGAACGUCGUCGUUGUUUCACCGAAUUAUAGAGUGGGAGCACUUGGUUUCUUAAAUUUGGGUCUGAAGGAUGCGGCUGGCAAUAUGGGCUUGAAGGAUUUGAUUCAAGCUUUGAAAUGGGUUAAAGCGAAUGCCGCAACGUUCGGCGGAGACCCGAAUAAUAUUACUGUGUUUGGGUUCAGCGCUGGUGCAGUAUUGGGUCAUGCCAUGGCAAUAUCGCCGCUAUCGCAAGGACUUUUCCACAAACUGAUCUUACAAAGCGGAGGAAUAACGGUCCCAUGGGGUCACGACAACGAUCGCAAGAGCUUCAAACUUGCGUCGAUCCUCGGAUUGGACACCACCAAUCCAGUGAAAAUAUUAGAGUAUAUGAAAAAACUUUCCAUAGCGGACAUCGUUAAGGCUCAAGAUUCCAUCCUUUCGUGCCCGGAGGCUGGCAUGUAUCAAGUUUGCUUCGGACUCACCAACGACACAGCAUCCGAGAAUCCGACGUUCCCGUUACCGAUAGAACAAUUGAUUCCUAACGACUCUAAAAUCCCCAUAAUCGUAGGACACGUGUCGCACGAAUUCAUCAUGUUAUUAAAAGAGAAAACUAAACAGAGUUUCGAUAGUUUCAACAAGUAUCUUCCACAUUAUUUGGAGGCGAUAGGGUCGCUUAGGAACUUAGGGCCCGAGGAAAUGAAACAAUUAACAGAGGCUGUGAAGAAAAGGUAUUUCAAGGAGCUUCCGGCCGAUCAAGAUCAGUUGCAAGAAGUGUUGGAAUUCGGAACUGAUGCUUAUUUUGUUCUUCCUUUGCGGGUAUAUGUGGAGGAUCGACUGAAAAGAACAUCGACGCCCACAUACUUUUAUAAUUUUUCCUACUAUGGCAAUCAGAAAACACAUACGGAUUUUAUAUUGAAGCGAUACACUGAUGGACCCACUCACAGUGAUGAUCUGGCUUAUUUGUUCAACUUGCAAUCCUGUAAACGCAAAGACGAGCCGGCGCCUGCAAGAGGCACUACAGACCGAGCCGUAAUGGAGUGUUACACUACAAUGUGGGCAAACUUCGCUAAAACUGGAAACCCCACGCCAGUCCUCAAUGACGUUGUCACUGUCGCUUGGGAGCCCGCGACAGAGGAGAAGUUUAAUUGCUUAGAAAUCAAUGCACAAUGCAAAUUAGUAGAACUGCAGCCGCACAUUCUCGAUUCCAUCUAA
Molecule: messenger RNA, 1936 nt
Organism: Nomia melanderi (Alkali bee)
Lineage: Eukaryota; Metazoa; Arthropoda; Insecta; Hymenoptera; Halictidae
Product: esterase E4-like
Source: RefSeq, a predicted model, not a curated record